ACCUCAUGUUUUUUGGUGAACAUGGAUACAUUUCUUACAACUAAGAUGGCUAACAUCACGAUAUUAUUGAUACUGAUAUAAUGGUAUAACCAGGAUUUUGAUAUUCAUUUUUAUGAAUACUAGCAAAUACUGCUGUCGUAAUUAUACUCUUGUUAUGAGUAACACUUGUUAUCGGAAACUUUACCAUUUCGUAGUUGUGAAUAGAAUGCGACCAUGUUUACAUCAUGAACCCCUUCUCUGUUGAAUGUUGAUGUUUACUAUAUUCAUGUUUUCAACUGUGAACCAAGUCCUUGAUACAGUUAACUUUAUAAAGGGAGAGUUAAAAUACAGUGAACUACCGUAAUACAUGAUCAGUGUGUGCGUGGGUUCUGCAAGGAAACAGCAAUAAUGGAAAGAAAUUUAAGUAUCCUAUCCAUUUCGCGUGGGUAGCUUACAGUAGGCCAUGCUAGGUUAUAUAGCCUAACGUAGGCUUGUAAGCUAUGCUUCCCUAAGGCACAUCUUGGCAUUGAAAAGGCUAGAAAAGCAAGGAGGGUGUUGAGAAACUAAGAGAACUCACUGAUAUUGUUAAUUAAAGUCAUCAUACCAAGUUACUGUUAGGGGGACACCACCGCAGUGGAUCCAUCGUCAUCGCGUGGAUCAGCCUUGUUCCAUCGAUAUUUAAUUGGUGAAACAAGAAUACAAUUACAUCUUUAAGCAUACCAUGCAAAAGAUUGAAGUUUUGGCAACAUAAUGUGAUAUAUGAAAGUGUCAUACGAACUUAAACAGGCAUAUGAGGUCUUCAUAAAAUAUGUUUUCAAGGCAGUUUUUUAAAUCCAAUAUGGCGUUCACCGACUGAGGUGCCGUUCGUAACCUCAAAUGAUUCAACAUCUUUCCCAGCCUUCUCAGCACUCAUUUGAACAAUGUUAGCGUAUAUAUGUAACGUUUAUUGAUCUUACUCAAGAUUGCAUUUGUAAUCAGCACAAUAAAGCAACAUUUUUUUGCCUAUAUAGUAGUGAAAGUAUGAAACUUCUUAUUCCCGGGGUCGUGGUUUGAACGGAAAUUCAUUUUUACCUUUUAAUCGGUGGUUUUAUCCUCACUGCCAUCACAACAAAGUCCACAGUGCUUAUUUGAUUGUAAUUAUAUAUGUUUUGGUCUUAAUUCACUCCAAAUUGCACUUGAACUACGUUGCGGUUCCUGGUUCCUAAGCGCUCACCCCACAAACGCAGUUGCAGGCAGCACACGACUGCACUGUUUAUGAGGUGCAAAGCUUUAUUCCCUUAAUUGUUUACUUCACUUAUUAUUUAGUUUAACUUCACUUUGUUACUUCAAGAUGUCUAUUUAAUUCAUAUUUAUUAUCCCUUUUUUGCAACCAAAUUAACCCCGAAAAAUUACAGAUAUUUCUAAAGUAGAUACGAGCAGACGGCAAAAUGACCCAACUAGUGGAGCUUCACACAUACGCCGAUGCAUUUACAAACUGUUUCCAUGAAUUCUAGUUGUCAUAGUAAUGUAAUAAUAAUAAAGUUGCUCUAAUAUGCAUAUAUACUACAAAUAGAUACGCUAAUUCCACUUAUUUCGCUGGUUUUGUGUAAGUCUUAUACCCAGUUUGGAGGAUAAACACAUACCAAUUGGCAACACUGAUAAACAAUAGAAGAGCGUGAACAACGCCGUAGGUACUGUUCACAAGCAAAACUGUUGAUAUUUGAGUCAGGAAUCUAUUUACUUUUACAACAACGAAUAUUUUCAAAUUAAUAAUCAUGAAUAUGUAAAAAAUUUAUGCAAUUCAUGACCUUAUACUGCCGUUUAAUUAUUUAUUCAAAUAAUUAUCUAGUGCGCGCUUCUUCUUCUUCUUCUACCAAAAAUCGUAGUUUCAUUUGAUAAGUCGUGAUUGGAAGUCAGUGUUUACGAUUUUUGUGAACAAAGUGCCUCAGCGUUUAGGGGUACAAGUGGUGUGCGGAUUUAGCACAUGGAAUGGGAAGUUUAUUGACACAAGCAACUCUGCAAACAUUGAGAUGGCGUCAAUCUUCUAAAUAUUCGGAGUUGUAAGUAAAAAUUUCGAAAGCGUCAUGGUGGUAUGUAUGCACUGCGUAGAGCCAGACUUUCAUUAACCUCUGUUUAAUCUUAAAAUGUGACUUUAAUUUCAAACGUUGGAGAAGACACUUACUUCGAAAGGAUAGUAGAGGUCUCGAGCUCUUGCUCUCACCACCAACAACUCGUGACUGGUGCCCAUCUCCGGUAUCAGGACGUGUUAAAGUACUUUUUUGGAGGGUGGAUCCACACGUGGUGGAAACUGGAUCCGCUAGUCCAGUCAGUUGUUCCCCCUAUUUAUAUAUAAGUGAGAAGGGAUAGGAUCAGAGUUAGGGGUCACGACUUACUUUUGGGGGGCUAAAGGGUUAUUUUUGGGGGGACAGUUAUUGUAGGUUAUGCUAGUUUUGAUUAUGAUAGCUAAGUUAAGUUGACUCAGCACUCACCGAUCCUUCAAAAUAGUAGGAAGCCAUCGAUUAGGUUAGCCUAUACCAGUGUUGGAUUGGCUGGUUAGGGUACGAAAGUGAAACAGUUGUGAAAUCGAUUGAAUGGGAGCUCCUAAAGAAUUCUAAAACCUCUGUAACAUCAAAAUAAUCUAUAUAUGACUUACAUAUACUCCAUGACAUGUCUUUCAUGCUUCUCAUAGCAAACCUUAGUAACCAUUUAUUAAUUGCUAUGUGAUUGUAAAGUGAUGAGAUCCUUACUAGGCUAGAUUAUUUAGCCACAGUUGGCCAGACUUAGCUGACCAACUUUACUGGUUAGGCCAUUGCCGGUUAAGGUUAGGCAAGGCUAGUCCGGUGAAUCACCUGUAAAACUUCAGAACGGUUGCAUAGGCAAUACAAGACAUAAACCACAGUCCCACCUCCUUUAAGGUCAAUUCAUUUUGGGUAUGGGGCUACCAAAGUCCCUGUGCAAUUCACUGGUUAUAGGCGACUGGGAAUUACCUAAGGUUGGUUGAUGUUCCUUGAUAGUUUCCCCAAGAAAUCCAGUGACGUCAGACAGCUCAUUCCUUGUAAUCAUCGAAGGGAUGCUUUUGUCAUAUGUUGUGCAACAACAAAGUUGUUACCCAAGUGCAUCAAGACACAAGAAGGAUCAAAGAUGGAAGGAGAACUUGAAACCCAAUUGAUGGUAGGCACUUCAGCCGAGGUAGUACAGGUGUUUUGUGGCAAGAUCAUGGGUAUAAAAUGGAGUGGUGCUUAGCAGAAGCAACCAAUCAACUGAGAUGGGAGAAAAGUUUCACUGAUCAGCCCGGAAGAAACUAGCGAAGGCUCUCAGGACUGUCACCAUGGCGUCCCUCAGACGAUUCGUACCAUUUGUACUACCUCUCUGGAUUGGCUUCUUUCUGAUCGCUGCCUCGACCCAAGUGAAUGCCCAGGGGUAUGGAGGAGGAAACCCUGCACCUGCCAACACCGCCACCACCUUGGGAUAUAAUGAUACAAUGUAUAACGAGAACGUAGUGUUACCAGAAUCUGCAUUCGAAGGAGUAUGGGUACUAACACCUGUGCCGGUGAAUGUCGUCGUACUCGUUCCUCCUGCACGUGUCAGCAGGAGAAGGCACGGUGUGGUCAUCAUUAUCAUCAUCACUGGAAACGAGUACACAGGGUGUUGCUUGCAAGGUUGGAGGUACAAGCACGGCUGUCUUAUCAGUGUCCUCGAAUUAUUUUUCAUCUGUCGAGACGGUACCAUGGAUUCACAUAACCUUGGAGACUCAAGUGAGGAUGAUAGUCGAUGGAAAGUUGCUGUUAGGAAAAAUCGAAGAAAACGCGUCAUCAGUAUCUCCAACAGUGCCAUUAAUAUCGGGAUAGACAAUUUAUUGAAACGGUCAGAUGUUAGCAUUGAUAAUAUGCAACAUAAUGCGGUAAUUGUGGAUGUUGUGGGUCAGAAUUAAAUAUGGAAUAUAUCUCGGCAAAAUUGCUUUCUUCUAUCUCGAGUAAGUUUAUAAAAUCGUGUCUACACUAACAUCAUUUGAAAUCUACAUUAUUUAUGAUCUGAAAAAUAACUAGCGCUGUAAAUGUCUAAGAAGUUACUUUAUUGUUUUUCACCUUAAUCACCAUCCAUACUUCACUAUAGUAUAGUGGUAUAAUACACCAUAUAUUUAUUAAUAAUGUCACUUUUUCUAAGGGCAAAGGUAAACCACACUAAUAUUAUGAUGAAUUUCUGACUAGGAAUUUUAUUUGGCUUCUAUUGUAUUCUUAUUGGUAUUAGGAUGAAUAAAAAAAGAUUAUUGGCAA
This is a messenger RNA of Macrobrachium nipponense, 4232 nucleotides long. RefSeq lists its product as uncharacterized. The coding region runs from base 3287 to 3889 and encodes 200 amino acids. The record is from RefSeq and is a predicted model, not a curated record. Lineage: Eukaryota; Metazoa; Arthropoda; Malacostraca; Decapoda; Palaemonidae. The transcript has 7 exons.